Molecule: messenger RNA, 1424 nt
Organism: Prinia subflava (tawny-flanked prinia)
Lineage: Eukaryota; Metazoa; Chordata; Aves; Passeriformes; Cisticolidae
Gene: NTS
Product: neurotensin
Exons: 5
Coding region: 707-1201 (164 amino acids)
Cellular component (GO): axon terminus; extracellular region
Molecular function (GO): neuropeptide hormone activity
Source: RefSeq, a predicted model, not a curated record
CGCUGCCGCCGAGCCUCUGCUGUGCCAGGCGUUGAGGAGGGGUACCUAGAGGAAAAAUCAUCAGGGAAAGGUCCAUCCUGAGAGAAACGUCUCCGAGGAACGCUCUCUCUCUUGAAACCGCAGCGGGUGGCUGUGGCAAGCGCUCUUUAGAAGUGAUAGGGAGUCUCGCCUGGUCGGGUCUCAGUUUUUGCGCAUCUAUGAAACACUCUAUCAAGUGGCUUUUCCCGUUAUCUUCCCCCCUCUCUCAGACACACAGACUUCCCUUUUUGUUUCUUUCCCUCGUUUUCCUGCUACCCGUGCCCUGCUACACUCCUACCCGCGGCCAGGGUUAUAUCCCUGCCGUGCCCCGUGUCAGGCAAUCCCUGCCCAUCCCCGGUUUAACACCCCUCCGUCAGCGGUGUGAGGUUCUCUCCUUUGCUGUGGACAAAGAUUCUACAGAUGAAAGACAAAGGGCGUCAACCGCACGAGGACGGCGGCGCGGUCGCUCCCCACCCCUGGCCCAGAGCUGGGGCACCGAGUACCUGAGGAAACUUUUUUUUUUUUUUUUUUUUUUUUUUUUUUUUUUUUUUUUUUUUUUUUUUCAUAAUAGUUCUAAUAAUACUAAAUCCCCAGGACAGCUCCCUUUGGGGAGAAGCCGUGCCGGCGCGGCCGUGGGUGCGGGGGCUCGCUGCGCGCCCCGCGGGGCUCCGAAGGGCGGCGCGGAAGGAUGAGAGCCCAGCUGGUGUGCGUGGUGCUGCUGGCCCUGGCCUCCUGCAGCCUGUGCUCAGAUUCAGAAGAGGAAAUGAAAGCAUUAGAAGCAGAUUUAUUGACCAAUAUGUACACAUCAAAGAUUAACAGAGCAAAACUUCCAUACUGGAAAAUGACCCUGCUAAAUGUCUGCAAUCUUGUCAACAAGAUAAACAACCAAGUGGGGGAAACAGUAGAGGUAGAUGAGGAGGAUCUGGUUCCAGGAAGACAGUUCCCUGCUUCCCUGGAUGGCUUCAGCUUGGAAGCAAUGCUGACAGUGUAUCAACUCCAAAAAGUUUGCCACAGCAGAGCCUUUCAGCAUUGGGAGUUACUUCAGCAAGAUGCUUUUGAUCUAGAGAACUCAAGCCAAGAAAAGGAAAUCAUGAAGAGAAAAAAUCCCUAUAUUCUGAAACGGCAGCUACAUGUGAACAAAGCUAGAAGACCAUACAUACUCAAGAGAAGUUCAUAUUACUGAUGCAGCAGAAGAAAACAAUGUAUAUUUAGUUUAUAGGUAACUGUGCGUUAUGGUUAUCUUAUCUAAAUCUAAAAUCAUACUUGUGUGAAAAUAUACUCUGGAAAAUCAAGAUGAUAACAUAGCUGUGUCUUUUUUGCAAUUGCUGUUUCUUGAUUGUGAAUUUUUCCUACUUGAGAUGAAUUGGUCUAAUACAUUUGCAAAUAAAACUAGUUUUUAAGCAUGA